Cherax quadricarinatus is the source of this 1425-nucleotide messenger RNA. RefSeq names its product U8-agatoxin-Ao1a. NCBI's taxonomy places the organism in Eukaryota, Metazoa, Arthropoda, Malacostraca, Decapoda, Parastacidae. Gene Ontology annotation, cellular component: extracellular region. The record is from RefSeq and is a predicted model, not a curated record. Gene Ontology annotation, molecular function: ion channel inhibitor activity.
CACCCACAAGACAGAGGGUCACUCGCUGUGCAGACACCACACGCAGUACACACACACACAGCGGCUCCUCCUUCUCCUCUUCUUCGGCUCAGACAAGUGUCUCUGGCACCAUGGGUAGCAAAGUGCUGGUGAUGGUGGUGGCACUCUGCCUCUUGCUCAGUGUGGUCCUGGCACAACCUCUCCUGGAAGAAGCAGGACGUGAGGGUGACAACGUACCACAAGCAGACAUGGACUACACAGCAGACCUGCUGGAACGACUGCUGGCACGGACACAAAAACGCGACGAUAUGGCAGGCCUCGCCCCUAUUAAGAGAUGGAGGUCGUGCAUCCGCCGCGGGGGGACGUGCGAUCACCGACCCAACGACUGCUGCUACAACUCCUCUUGCCGUUGCAACCUGUGGGGGACCAACUGCCGCUGCCAACGCAUGGGCCUCUUCCAACAAUGGGGCAAGUAAGUCCCUCUGCCCACGGUGAUCCUGGGGGACCGCACCGCACCUCGACUCGCUCCUCUGUCGCCAUUGUCUUCCUUCAGCGUACACUACCCUACCUACCUGUAGCUGUGAUUCGUCGGAUGCCCUUACUGCUACUAACACCACCACACUGUCGUUAUCUUCUUCCGAAACAUCUCCCGCUGGACCUCCAAAAUGUCACCCUGAUAGCCACGUCUCAUGACAUUGUAUCUACCGAGUGUACAUAUCAACACUGAAGAAUACACCACAUCCGUCGGUAAAUUUGAAACAUUAUGGACUAUGUUUUUAGGUUAACAGAGUUUAUCCUCAUUACGUUUUCUGUGACAGUAAAAAUUAAUGACAUGCUCCCACAUUGUGUUUUCUGUGCAGGUAAGAAUUAAUGACAUAUUCCCAUAUUGUGUUUCUUGCAAGGGUAAGAAUUACUGACAUGCUCCCAUUUUAUGUUUCCUGUGACAGUAAGAAUUAAUGACAUGCUCCCAUAUUACAGCAUGUUUCCUGUGACAGUAUGAUUUAGUAACAUGUUCCCGUAUUAUGUUUCCCAUGAGGCAAUUAUUUAACUGAGUUGCCCGGUCAUCUGUUGACCAUGACGGAAGUUGGUCGAGGUCAGCGUAGCGUCUCCCACUACCUAUGUGUCGUGUGUCACAUUAUAUAGUUCAGGUAGUGUUAUUCUUGGUAACCUUCGCUAAGUUAUUCAUGAAUGUAUUUUGGUUGUGUAUCAGAUAUGAACUGUAACUACGGUGUGAGUAUUCGUCAUUGGCCGAUCCCCUCCUCCAGCCACUUGAAUUAGCCAAUCACAAUACCCAUACCUCGAAGCCAGGAUCUGAUUGGGUAUACUCCAGCCACAUACCCUAAUUAGGUUUUGGCUUGACAUAUCUCCUUGUAUCUUUUGAAAUUGAACAGAGUUUUAAAAAAAAGAGUGAAUAUCGGAUAAUAUAUAUAAUAAAGUGUCUAUGUG